Ectocarpus sp. CCAP 1310/34 is the source of this 2275-nucleotide messenger RNA. NCBI's taxonomy places the organism in Eukaryota, Phaeophyceae, Ectocarpales, Ectocarpaceae. The record is from the annotation of a GenBank genome assembly.
AUGGGAUCCGUAGACUCUGGCGACACGGUCACGGACUUCAUGCCGCAGGAGCGGGAGCGAGGGAUAACCAUCCAGAGCGCCGCCGUGACAGUGGAGUGGGGGGGAGGAAGGAUCAACGUGAUCGACACGCCGGGGCACGUGGACUUCGGGCUUGAGGUGGAGAGGUGCGCCCGCGUGCUGGAUGGAGCGGUCCUUGUCCUUGACGGGGUGGCAGGGGUCCAGGCGCAGACAGGCAUGGUGGACUUGGUGACCAUGACUGCCGUCCUCUACCAAGCGGGAGCCGACGGCUUGGGGAAAAUGCGCGCAUCGGCCAGGGAUAGCGUUACCUUCGUGACGCUGCCACUUGACCACGCCAACGACAUUUUCCCGGGGACGGUGAAGCGGGCAAACGCGGCGAGGCAGGAACUGCUCUGGGCCCUGGCCGAUGCGGACGAGGUUUUCGCCGAGCUGGUCUUAGAGCGAGACCAGCGGGGCGGCGGCGGCAGCGACAACGCCAACGACGACCUCUACAGCCUCCCCGAGAUCCUGUCCGCCGUGCGGCGCGUCUGCCUCGCCCGUGCCGCCGUCCCCGUCCUCUGCGGCUCCUCCCUCCGCGGCAUCGGGGUCGAGCCGCUGCUGGACUCCGUCUCGACCUUCCUGCCCUCCCCGCUGGACCGGCCGAGGCCGACCGGGGUUGUGCGGGAGCCGGCGUCGAGAAGCGGCGGUGGCGGCGGCGGUAGCAAGAAGAGGAGGAGGGGGGAGGGUGCCGGUGUUCGGGCCGCCGGCGGCGCGGAGGCGGCGGGGACGGAAGAGGGAGGGGCGAUUUUUGAGGUGGACCCUCUGCAGGACGACCUGGUCGCUUUCGUUUUCAAGGUCCUCCGAGUCGAGGCCGACGACCUGCGGAUGGUCGACUCCGUAUCCUCGGGCGACGUGGCGGUGGCGGUGGGACUGCCGCACGCAGCCACCGGUGACACUCUCGUCGCCCUGCGGGGAGGGCUGAGGGGCCUGCAGCUGGACGGAGUCGCGGUGCCCCCUCCGGUCUUUUCCUUGGCGGUUGAGGCGGAGUCGUCCAGCCAGCAGGCGAGGGGGCGGGGGGGGGUAGGGGGGGAGUGGCCCCGGGCAUCUUUCGAGGCGGCGCUGGCGCACAUGGUGCGGGAGGACCCUUCUCUGGUGGUGGAAGCGGACGAGGAGUCCGGCCAGACAGUGCUCAAGGGUGUCGGGGAGUUACACCUGGAGGUAGUGCUAGACGAGGACUACGAGCGCACUUUUGGCGGCAAGACAAUUGCCGCGGGGCUGACGAUCAGGGUAACGCCGACGGACGACUUGUCAUCCGCGCCAGAGGUCCAAGUCUCGCCGGAGGUGGAGGCAGGGCUGGUGAAAGACGAGAUGGACGCGCUGUUGGGGGGGCUCAACGACGCGCUCCGCCGCGGGCCGGCGGGCGGCUACCCUAUGACCGGCCUAACCCUCUGGGUGCUCGCGGUGAGGAAGUUCGGCGACCGCGCCACUACCCCGGGGGCGGUCCGCUUCGCGGCCGCGUCCGCCGUGGGCCGCGCUGCUCGAGAGGCUGGAGGCGGUCUCCUAGAGCCCAUGAUGGAGGCCGAGGUAUCGGUGCCGGAGGCGCACGUCGGCGCCGUCCUGCAGGACCUGACCGCCAACAGGCGGGCGGAGGUGCGGGCGGUGGAUGGGCCGGAGCUGGUGGCGGCGGCGGCGGGUAGAGGUGGCGGCGGUGGCGGGGGGCGGGGGAUGGGGGUGCGGCACGAGGUUCGGGUGCGGGUGCCCUUGAGGGAGCUGCUGGGGUACGCGACGACUCUGCGGUCGCUGUCGGCCGGGGAAGCGAGCUUCACGAUGGAGCUGGGGGGCUACGCGAGGAUGGACGAGGACGCGCAGAGGGCCGCCCUUGAAGGAGGCUGGUGAUUGGUGAUUGGCGUGUUGAGGUUGGACGUUUUUUCUUGUUCAGUUGAACCGGUGGUGUGGUGAUGGAAAUGCUUCUGAUAUAGUGUAUUCAAAGUGAUGCGUCAGAUGAGAGUUUGGCUGAAGAGAGAGAGGGGGGGGGGAAAGGUAAAGAGGAGCACGGGCUCAAGUUUUUUUUGCAUAGGCCUUGCGUCGUUUGGGGCGGGAGAGAUGUACUCACUCCUAGUAUGUGUGCCGAGUGUGCCUCGCUGCUCCCGCGAUGGUUGAGUUCCUUCCUUGUUUCGAGUCUAGACUGACCUGCGUACAGUUACAAUACCCUGCAAAUUUGUGUGAAUCUCUUGCUUCUUUCGUCCUAUGAGCAGGUUUGUACUUCGAACAUCGUGGU